AUGGCAAAGAAAUCUGCUGCUAAGAAAGAGAAAGACGCUGUACAACAGAGAGCUGCCACUCCAGAGCUUCUCAAGACGGUUCCACAAGUUGAAUUGAAGGAUGGUCCAGUCAGAAAGUACAUUGUGAGCGACCCUACUCCAGAGUUGUUCCAAUUCCGUACCAUUGGAAGCAAAUCCGAUGGUAUCCUGAUGGCCAUUGUAGCGUUGUUUGCUAUAGUCACCAGGUUCUAUGACAUUGGUUUCCCAAAGGCCAUUGUAUAUGACGAAGGAUUCGUGAUUGCCGAAGUAAGCAAGUAUUUUAAUAAGACCUUUUCCAUUGAUGUUUUUCCACCAUUAGGUAAAAUGAUUUAUUACUUUGUUGGUAAAUACACGGGAUUCGAUACAUCAUAUAAAUACCAUCCAGUUGGUACCCAAUUUGAGAAUGCGAGUGUCUAUCUACCUGAAAGAUACCUUGCAGCUGGUUUGGGUGCAUGUGUUGUCGUGUUCUUCUUCAUGACAUUGCGUGCUUCAGGUGUUUCUCGUCCUAUUGCUGGUAUAUUUAGUGUGGCUCUUUCUCUAGAAAAUUCAUUCAUCACAGCAUCUCGUUAUGUUCACUUGGAUGCACCAUUUUUAUUUUUUGUUGCAGCUGCUAUUUAUUUCACAAAGAAAUCUGAUAACUUAAGAGCUGGUUCUGGAAGGUACAUCUUUACUUUUACUCAUGCAGCUUGUUUACUUGGAUUGGCAAUUUCAACUAAAUGGGCCGGUUUGUUCGUAUUGGCCUGGGUGGCUAUUGUGACUCUAUGGAGAUUGUGGUUGCUGGCUGGUGAUUUGUCUGUCCCAAUCUGUAGAACAGUUAAAGUUUUCAUCUUUAAUUUAUUGGUGUUGUCUUUGGUUCCGGCUGUAAUUUACUUCUCUAUUUUCAGCUGGCACAUUGGCAGCAGAACUGUGGAUGGCAACGACAGCAUUUUGAUGAAACCUGAAUUUAGAUCAGAAUUAUAUAACAAUACAGUGAUUAAAGAAUCCUUUGCCGAUGUUGUUGUUGGUGGUACUGUCAGAUUGAAUAAUAUUGGUAUGGAUGGUGGUUUUGUUGAAGCUGCUCCAGCGUAUUAUGAAGCAGGUUCUAAACAACGUCAAAUUGAUCUAAGAAAAAAUGAGAGUGUGACAACUGAUUGGGUUGUGGAAUACUAUAAUAGAUCUGGUUCAACUCCAAAGAGCUUUGAAAACUUGAAGAAUCAUGAAAAGAUUAGACUUUACUCUCCAAAAUACAAAUGUAGAUUACAUUCCCAUGACCAUAAGGCACCAAUCUCUCAACAUGUCGAUUGGCAGAAGGAAGUAUCCUGUUAUGGUUAUGAAGGUUUCAUGGGUGAUCCAAAUGAUGACUGGAUUGUUGAAAUUGAUCAAGAUCUUUCAGAACCUGGAGAGGCUAGAGAGUUCGUCAAGGCAAUUGAUACUAAGUUUAGAUUGAAACAUGCAAUGUCUGGUUGUUACUUGUUCACUCACGACGUCAGAAUGAGAACUCCGGAAUUUGUUAUGGACUAUGAGAUUGCAUGUGCUCACUCGGGUAAAUAUGAAUUAACUCUAUGGAACAUUGAACAGGAUCAACCUCAUCCUAACUCGCCCAAGAAUCCUAAGCGUGUCAGUUACAAGCCAAUGAGCCUGAAGGAUAAGAUUUUGGAUUUACAUGCUAAGAUGAUUGAGAAGGCGAAGGUUAGAACAGAUAAGAGCUCUUUAAUAACUUUCCCAACUACAUGGCCUUUAUUGGAGAAAGGUAUUCCAUUUUGGAACGGAUUUGCAAGACAGAUUUAUUUCCUUGGUAACCCUGCCAUGUGGUGGUCAGUGAGUGCAUUUAUUGUUUUAUUUGUUGUUGCCUUUGUUGGUGAGUUGAUUUUCUGGCAAAUGGGUUUCGAGAUAUCCUCAAAUCCUCAGUUUAUUAAUUUCCAUAUUCAAGUCCUCCAAUAUGGUAUUGGUUUUGCACUAAACUAUGUCCCAUAUAUCUUGACUACGGACAGACACCAUCUGUAUCAAUACUUGCCUGCAUACUACUUUGGUCUAUUAGCCCUUGCUCAUGUAUUUGAGCUUGUAUAUUCUUUUGCAUUCAAGAACAAGAGAGUUGGUCUAAGUGUCGCUGCAUUCUUCCUAGUUGUGGUAGUUGUAGCAUUCUUCAGAUAUCUCCCAUUAACUUAUGCUACCCCUUGGACUGUAAGUGAAUGUAAUGCAACAAAAUUGCUAUCGAGUUGGAAGUAUGGCUGCGAAAUAUACCCAGAGAAUUACCGGAUUUACCAGAAGAUGGAUUUAACCAACUACACUAAAGCUGGUACAAAGGAACUAGAUAAAAUUGGUGUUGUGCUACAUUAA
Molecule: messenger RNA, 2334 nt
Organism: Nakaseomyces glabratus
Lineage: Eukaryota; Fungi; Ascomycota; Saccharomycetes; Saccharomycetales; Saccharomycetaceae
Biological process (GO): protein O-linked glycosylation via mannose
Cellular component (GO): endoplasmic reticulum; membrane
Molecular function (GO): dolichyl-phosphate-mannose-protein mannosyltransferase activity
Source: RefSeq, a predicted model, not a curated record